AAAUAAAAGCAUCUCUCAGUGUGUAACAUUAUAAUAUUUAGAUGUGUUCCUGUGUGUUUCUAACCAGGAGCUGGAACACAAAGUCAUCACUCUGAUAAAGAAUGAGCUGAAGAGGUUUAGGAAGCUCCUGAGUCCAGAUUACCCAACAUGCCCUGAGAGGGAGGUGGAGGAUGAGGAGGAUCUGCACAGUGUCAGAGAGGGAGCGCUGAAGAUCACACUGCGUGUCCUGAAGAACAUGAACCACACAGAUCUCGCUAACACACUGCACAACAAACUCGCCUCUGUGUAUCAGACAGAGCUGAAAUCCAACCUGAGAGAGAAAUUUAUAAGAAUUAAUGAAGGAAUCUCACAGCAUGGAAGCUCAGCACUUCUGAAUGAGAUCUAUACAGAUCUCUACAUCACAGAGGGUUGGAGUGGAUAUGUCAAUAAUGAACAUGAGGUGAGACAGAUUGAGACAGCGUCCAGGAGACCAGCAACACAGGAGACACCCAUCAAAUGUAACGAGCUCUUUAAAGACAAGUCCAUCAGAAGUCUUCUGACUAAAGGAGUUGCUGGAAUUGGAAAAACAGUCUCUGUGCAGAAGUUCAUUCUGGACUGGGCUGAAGGAAAAGCAAAUCAGGACGUCACCUUCAUGUUUCCACUUCCUUUUAGAGAGCUGAAUCUGAUGAAGCAGAGAAAUCUCAGUCUGAUGGAGCUUCUUCAUCACUUUUUCCCAGAAAUGAGAAAACUAGAAUUACUAGACUCCUACACAGUGGUGUUGAUCUUUGAUGGUCUGGAUGAGUGUCGACUUCCUCUAAAUUUCCAGAAGAAUGAGAGAUUGUGUGAUGUGACAGAGUCAGCCUCGGUGGAUGUGCUGCUGACAAACCUCAUCAAGGGGAAUCUGCUUCCCUCUGCUCUCCUCUGGAUAACCUCUCGACCAGGAGCAGCCAAUCAGAUCCCUCCUGAGUGUGUAGACCAGGUAACAGAGGUACGAGGCUUCAGUGAUCCUCAGAAAGAGGAGUACUUCAGGAAGAGGAUCAGUGAUCAGAGCCUGGCCAAUAAAAUCAUCACACGCAUGAAGUCUUCAAGAAGCCUCUACAUCAUGUGCCACAUCCCAGUCUUCUGCUGGAUCUCAGCCACUGUUCUAGAGAGAAUGUUGGGUGAAGCAGAGAGUGGAGAGGUCCCCAAGACUCUGACUCAAAUGUUCACACACUUCCUGAUCUUUCAGAUCAAACACAAGGACCAAAAGUACCAUCAGAAAUGUGACCCUGAUCCUCAGCAGACCAGAGAGAGUAUCCUGGCACUGGGGAAACUGGCUUUCCAACAGCUGGAGAAAGGAAACCUGAUCUUCUAUGAGGAAGACCUGAGAGAGUGUGGCAUUGAUGUUGGAGAAGUGGCAGUGUACUCAGGAGUGUGUACCCAAAUCUUCAGAGAGGAGUUUGGGCUUCACUUGGGGAAGGUGUUUAGCUUUGUACAUCUGAGUGUUCAGGAAUUUCUGGCUGCUUUAUACGCAUUUCUCUCCUUCAUCAGCAGAAAUGUAACAGAACAACAAACCACUGAUCUGUCUGAUCUUUUCAGAAAGUCAACCAUGUCUGAUUUCCUCAGGAGUGCAGUGGACAAGGCCUUACAGAGUGAGAAUGGACACCUGGACCUGUUCCUCCGCUUCCUUCUGGGUCUCUCACUGGAGUCCAAUCAGGCUCUCUUACGAGGCUUAAUGCCACAGACAGGAAGCAGCUCUCACAGCAAACACGAAACAGUCAGGUACAUCAAGGAGAAGAUCAGGGAGAAUCCAUCUCCAGAGAAAUCCAUCAAUCUGUUCCACUGUCUGAAUGAACUGAAUGAUCAUUCUCUAGUGCAAGAAGUACAGACUUACCUGAACAGAGAAGGUGACCGUCGUCUCAGGGGAACCAUACUCUCUCCUGCUCAGUGGUCAGCUCUGGUGUUUGUGUUACUGAACUCAGAUCAGGAGCUGGAUGAGUUUGAUUUGAGUAAAUAUGACCGAUCAGAGGAAGGUCUUCUGAACCUGCUGCCAGUGGUCAAAGCCUCCAGAAAAGCUGACCUGUGGAUGUGUAAUCUGACAGAGGAAAGCUGUAGAGUUCUGUCCUCAGUUCUCAGCUCAAACUCCUCCAGACUGAGAGAACUGCACCUGAGUCACAAUAAACUGCAGGAUUCAGGAGUGAAGCUGCUCUGUGCUGGACUGGAGAAUCCACACUGUACACUGGAGAUACUGAGGCUGUGUUGGUGUAAUCUGACAGAGGAAAGCUGUAGAGUUCUGUCCUCAGUUCUCAGCUCAAACUCCUCCAGACUGAGAGAACUGCACCUGAGUCACAAUAAACUGCAGGAUUCAGGAGUGAAGCUGCUCUCUGCUGGACUGGAGAAUCCACACUGUACACUGGAGAUACUGAGCAUGUAUAACUGCAGUAUUACAGAUGAAGGUUGUGCUGCUCUGGCUUCAGCACUGAGGUCAAACUCCUCAUCACACCUGAGAGAACUGGAUCUGAACUGGAAUAAUCCAAUAAAAUCAGGAGUGAAGCUGCUCUCUGAUCUACUGGAGGAUCCACACUGUAAACUGGAGACACUACACAUUAAGAAUAAAAAAUUGACCAGGACCGGCGAAUGACAGGAGUCUCACCUCAAACCUCUUCUCCAGGAUAAAGCAGUUUUGGUGAAGCGUUAGAACCCGUCCCACAUUUCCAGCAGUUUGGGAGCUAAAUCAUUAAACUUAAAGGGACAGAGCAGAUACAAAGUCAAGAACAGGCAGAAGGUCAUACACAGGAGAAAUCAACACAUGUAACGAAAUAUCUGCUGUACAAAGUAACGGCAACGAUCUGCCCCAGGGAUGGAGACUGACGAGGCUUAAGUAGACGUCUGGAAAUGUACAGCUGACUGAUCCCAAAGCACGAGGCAGGAGCAGGCAUGUUAAUGGUAAAUGGUGUGCAAUUAUAUAGUGCUUUUUUAACCUUAGUGGUUCCAAAGUGCUUUACAGUGUUUCACAUUCAUGAGGCUUGUGCCAAAGAGUAGAUGUGAAAAUACAGUGGAAAAUUUCCCUUGCAACCUGCCAACCUUUGCUGUGUCAUGAACACACUGUCUUGGUCAACCCAAUGCAACAGUGUGUGUUCAGCAUGCAUGGAGGCACUGGUCCUGUACAUAGUGUUACAUGAAAUAACACCAGAAAUAACACAAAUCAAUACGCUCGUGUGCAUCUCUCUAAUGGCCUGAUGAGGUCCAUGUCAAUUCUUUCAGCUGGGACCUUGAAUAAAGGUAAUGGGCAUAAUGGUGCUAUUGGGGUGGCCAGUGGAUUUGCAGCUGAAAUUAGUAGCCUGGUAACAAUUGCUUCCACAGCUCCUUUUUGAUGCACCAGUCGACUUAACACUACCCAUAUGAGUUGAUGUUUGGCCAAAAACCAAACAACAUCUGAAAGAAGCUUUGAUAAAAGCCUGGAAAAGCAUCACAAAAGAAGAGUGUAACAAUUUGGUGAUGUCAGUGGAUCGCCGCUUGAUUAUUUAUUGCAAGGAAGGGAUAUGCAAACAAAUAGUUUUAUUUACUUUGAUUUCCUUGAAGACUAUCUGUUCUAAUAUUUUUGGUCACCUCAAAAUGUUCUAAAUUGUUUAACACAUCUAGAUGUAUAUAUCAGGAAAUUAAAGCUUCAAUGUUGA
Ictalurus furcatus (blue catfish) is the source of this 3635-nucleotide messenger RNA. RefSeq names its product NLR family CARD domain-containing protein 3. The transcript has 6 exons. Gene Ontology annotation, molecular function: protein binding. NCBI's taxonomy places the organism in Eukaryota, Metazoa, Chordata, Actinopteri, Siluriformes, Ictaluridae. Bases 236 to 2599 code for a protein of 787 amino acids. The record is from RefSeq and is a predicted model, not a curated record.